Durusdinium trenchii is the source of this 3007-nucleotide messenger RNA. The record is from the annotation of a GenBank genome assembly. NCBI's taxonomy places the organism in Eukaryota, Dinophyceae, Suessiales, Symbiodiniaceae.
AUCCAAAGAGCUGAUCGUAGUGAAGGGGGUUCGCAAGUCAAGACCCAUUUUGAGCCGAUGCAAUGCAGCCGUUUGCAAGCAGAAACGCAUGCUGCUGUUCGCCAUGAUCAUGUUAGCUCAAGGUACCCAAGCAACAACAGAGGUCUUGACAGAUGAUGCUGUGGUGCAUGCUGUGAGUGCCAGUGCAAGCUUCGUAGCCCGAUCACGUGUGUUCGUGUACGUGAUGCUGCUGGCUUCGAUCGGAGCCAUCCUGUGCAUGAUGCAGCCCUUCGCAGCAUCAAUGAGGUUGCCACCAAGGUAUGAUCCAAGUGAUCCAAGUCAGACGUUCAGGACGUGGAGUCAAGACUUGAUGCUGUGGUCGAUCUCAAGUGAACUCCAACCACAUCAACAGGCUGCCAUGAUCAUCAGCCAGUUGUCAGGACCUGCAAGGGAACUCGCCAGGUCCAUCACGCCACAGGAGUUGUUCCAAGGUGGGGUGCAUAAUGGUAAUCACCUAGAUCCAGUCAGCUACUUGGCGCAAGGUCUCGCAUCAAGGUUCGCACCGUUGGAUGAUGAGACCAGACUUCGCGCUGCUCAAGAUCUUCUCGCGUUCCAGAGGAGACAAGGUGAAACUGUCGAUGCACUCAUCACCAGAUUCGAGUUGACUCGCAGCCGAGCUCGCAAUGAUGGCGGUGGAGCUCAAGUGUCGGUUGAGACAGGUUCUCUCCUGUUGUUGAGAGCCUGUGGAGUCACUGCAGAGCAGUUCCAGGCACUAACGCAGCCGUUCGGGUUUCGGCUGCCCAGCAAUGACGAGCAGUUCAAUGCACUGUGUGCACAACGCCACAUGUAUGCAGAGCAGCUUCAUUUUGCUACAUAUGAAGUGCCGCCAGACGCACCGACACGUGAAGAUGAUGAUGCUUCAUGGUUUCGUGUUUCGUAUGGUGCUCGAUCUGUAGAGCCGUCGGAACAGCAGACACCAAGUCGUGCCGCGUCUCGUGUUGCAGACGAAGCUGAGGUGCAAGACACUCCAAGGCAUCGUGGCGGAGAACCAGAACAUGUGCGUUUGACCCCAAAUUUCCCAAGCGGUGAAGAAGAAGAUCCGUUGUGGGUAAAUGAUCCUUGGAUGUCCUGGCACCACAAUUUAAGCCAGAGCUCGCAGGCGCCAUUCGAGCAAACACCAGGGAUGCAUACGCCGUUCGGUUCAUCUCAGACAUCACCAAUGUUCGCAAUGCCUGAUAUGAGAUUCAAUGUAAGUUCGUCGCAUCAGAUGCCACAGGUUGCAGCUUCGUCCAAUGCCAUGCCAUCAAGCUUUGUAAUGAAUGCUGCGCAAAACAAUUCAUGGAACAUGCCAUAUGCAGUUCCCGGCACAAUGCCGAGCAUGCCGUUCGUAAGCCAAGUAAACAUGAGCAUGCCUAGUUCUGCCGCAUCAAUACCAGAAGUAAGUGCCAUUGCAAAUGCCACGCAAAUGCCAGUAAGUUCUGCCACACGUGAGUCAUCCUCACCAUCAUUCGUGCCCGCAUGGUUCAUGAACUCAGGUACACAGUCCAGUGCUUAUGCAUCACAAAUUUCAAGUGUGCCUAAUCCAGCACAGCAACAGAGCACGACAGACACAGCAGUCAAUCAGCUGACCUCCGUGUUCUCAGAGAUCCAUGCACAUUCACGCAGUGUCAGCAGAGGUUCACGCUCAGAGCCUUCGCAGCAAGAGGAAGGCCGUGCAAGAGUGUUCAGCAAUACUUGCACCAUCUGUUUGACAGCUUUCGAACAAGGAGAUGACGUCCUCCGAGUAUCAUGUGACCAUGUGUUUCAUGCCCUGUGUUUUUCAGAGUUAAUGCAGCACAGCGCAGAAGACGGUGUUCAGUGUCCCAAUUGCAGAGCACCAUGCACUGCUGUAAGCACAUGGCUCUACAUGAUUCCGAUAGCGUCAACAGCCAAUGUAGGUACUGCAACAGCCUCAGCCGAAGAUCCUGAGCAAGCCAAUGCUGUAAACACUCCAGUGCCAACUGAAGAUGGUUGGGACAGUGAAGAGGAGCCAUUCCAUUCUCCACAGCCUUCGCCGCACGAGGACGAAGAAGAAGAUGAUGGCAGAUCCAGACAGAGCUUUGCAUGGUGGCCUGUGCCGCGACAUCGUUCAGGCCCGCAUGCAGGUGAGCCAGUUGCAGAAGCCACAUAUCACAGCCAAGUUCGUUUGCGCCAAGGCAUGGGUCUGCUCAUUGACCCUGGUUCGUAUGGUAACUUGGUAGGAUCUGAGUGGCUAGCAGAUGCGCGCGAGAUUGUUCACAACCACAGUAAAGAGAUCUUGACUCAAAGCAGACGCAAUCCAAUGCAUGUCGGUGGCAUAGGUAAGGGACAUCAAACAUGUAUUCGCGACUGCCUAGUACCUUUAGCAUUGCGCAGAUCCGAUGGCACUAUGCAGGAAGCAGAUUACGCCGCCCCGGUCGUUGAAGAAUCAAGUGCGCCCGCGCUUCUCGGCCUGAGAAGCCUCAAGCGACACAAUGCAAUUUUGGACAUGAGUCGUAACAUGUUGCAUCUCCUGCCAGAUGACACCCAAGCUGAAUUAGUGUUGCCAACAGGUGCAGAAUCAUUCCCAUUGGAGCAGUCUGAAAGUGGACAUCUCCUCCUGCCAUUCACAGACUUCGUAGGUCUACGCCAGUCCAGAUUCGAGCGACCAAAUCCACGUCUGGUGCAUCUCUUUGCAGAUGAUGCGAAUGCAGAGAGUAUGGCAGCAGUACAGAUAGAAACCAGAAGCAAAGCAGUUGCGCCUUCAGCAAAGGAAGGCAGUUCGAGUCCAGCAAAAGCAAAAGCAAGUGAGCCCAAUGCGCCCGCUGCAGCAUCCGCAGCAUCAAGCGCAUCCACAGUACCUCGAGUGGUUAUUCCUCAGAUCACACCUAAAGGUGAGCCAAGGCCUGCAAAGCCUGCAGCAUCUGCAGGCCCGAAAGCGACACCUCGAGGCAGUGUAGGAACAGCCAUCGCAGCAGGUCCAAAACCUCCUGCACAUCCCCGUGAAACUGGGGACCAGGAUGAGGAGUGA